AGUGGGAGGAAUAGUGCCCCAUCAUUAGUAUCAGUAGGAGGAAUAGUGCCCCAUCUUUGGUGUCAGUGGGAGGAAUCGUGCCCCGUCAUUGGUGUCAGUGGGAGGAAUAGUGCCCCAACAUUGGUGUCAGUGGGAGGAAUAGUACCCCAUCAUUGGUGUCAGUGGGGGAAGGAAUAGUGUUCCAUCAUUGGUGUCAGUGGGGGGUGGAAUAGUGCCCCAUCGUUGGUGUCAGGGGGGGGGUGGAAUAGUGCCCCAUCGUUGGUGUCAGUGGGGGGGGAGGAAUAGUGCCCC
Staurois parvus is the source of this 291-nucleotide messenger RNA. Lineage: Eukaryota; Metazoa; Chordata; Amphibia; Anura; Ranidae. The record is from the annotation of a GenBank genome assembly.